Molecule: messenger RNA, 1695 nt
Organism: Rhodotorula toruloides NP11
Lineage: Eukaryota; Fungi; Basidiomycota; Microbotryomycetes; Sporidiobolales; Sporidiobolaceae
Product: ATP-dependent rna helicase dhh1
Exons: 6
Coding region: 1-1695 (564 amino acids)
Biological process (GO): P-body assembly; cytoplasmic stress granule assembly
Cellular component (GO): P-body; cytoplasmic stress granule
Molecular function (GO): RNA helicase activity; ATP binding; mRNA binding
Source: RefSeq, a predicted model, not a curated record
AUGUCGGCACCUCAAGCGUCCUCCUCCUCCGCGCCUCAGCAACAACCCGAAGACUGGAAGAAGCAGCUCAACCUCCCUACGAAGGACACCAGGCCGCAGACUGAGGAUGUUACGGCGACCAAGGGAAACGAGUUUGAGGAUUACUUCUUGAAGAGGGAGUUGUUGAUGGGAAUCUUUGAGGCUGGGUUCGAGCGCCCGUCGCCCAUCCAAGAAGAAGCGAUCCCCAUCGCCCUCACAGGCCGUGACAUCCUCGCUCGCGCGAAAAACGGCACGGGCAAAACCGCAGCGUUCAUCAUCCCCGUCCUCGAGCGCGUCAACCCCAAGAUCCCCAAGAUUCAGGCUCUCUUGCUGGUUCCCACGCGCGAGUUGGCCCUCCAGACGAGUCAGGUCUGCAAGACCCUAGGCAAGCACACGGGCGCGCAGGUGAUGGUCACGACGGGCGGGACGACCUUGCGCGACGAUAUCCUUCGGCUGGGGGAGACGGUGCACAUCCUCGUCGGCACACCCGGACGUAUCCUCGACCUCGCCGGAAAGGGCAUCGCCGAUUUGAGCCAGUGCCCCAUGUUUGUCAUGGACGAGGCAGACAAGCUCCUCUCGCCCGAGUUUACGCCCGUCAUCGAGCAGCUCCUCAGUUUCAUGCCAAAGGAGAGGCAGGUCAUGCUCUUCUCGGCUACGUUCCCGCUCAUCGUCAAGGACUUCAAGGACAAGUGGAUGCGCAAGCCGUACGAGAUCAACCUCAUGGACGAGCUCACGCUCCGCGGUGUUACCCAGUACUACGCCUUCCUCGAAGAGCGCCAGAAGGUCCACUGCCUCAACACCCUCUUCUCCAAGCUCCAAAUCAACCAGUCAAUCAUCUUCUGCAACUCGACGAACCGCGUCGAGCUCCUCGCCAAGAAGAUCACCGAGCUCGGCUACUCCUGCUUCUACUCGCACGCCCGCAUGCUCCAGCAGCACCGCAACCGCGUCUUCCACGACUUCCGCAACGGCGUCUGCAGGAAUCUCGUCUGCUCCGACCUCCUCACGCGCGGUAUCGACAUCCAGGCCGUCAACGUCGUCAUCAACUUUGACUUCCCCAAGAACGCCGAGACGUACCUUCACAGGAUCGGUCGUUCCGGUCGCUACGGCCACCUCGGUCUCGCCAUCAACCUCAUCACGUACGACGACCGCUUCAACCUGUACCGCAUCGAGCAGGAACUCGGAACCGAGAUCCAGCCUAUCCCGCCCGUCAUCGACCGGAGCCUGUAUGUCGCGCCGGGGACGGAGGAGGAGGUCAAGGGCGCGCAGGAGGCGGCCAAGGCGGGUCAGAAGGUCGCGGUGCCGGCGGGCGUCGGUGGACACGGAAUGCAGGCGCCUCAGGUCCGGGGAAAGGACCGCAGCCUCCCGCCGCUGCCCCUCAGCAGCAGCAGCAGCAGCAACCCGCGCCACAGCAGCAGUACCAGCAGCCGCCUCACCAGAUGCCUCAGCAGCAGCAGCAGCCUCAGCAGCAGUACUACGGCCAGAAUGCGCCUCGGCCAGGCCAGAACGGCGCGCCUCUCCCUCCCCACCUCCAGCAGCAGUACGGCCAGCAGCAGCAGUACGGCCAGCCUCAGCAGUACAACCAGCAGCAGCAGCAGGCAUUCAUGCAGCAGCAGGCUCAGGCGAUGGCGUCGCGCCAGCAGCGAUGAGCGUUCGGCGACGACCCGUGAACGACGAUGA